Molecule: messenger RNA, 3676 nt
Organism: Andrographis paniculata
Lineage: Eukaryota; Viridiplantae; Streptophyta; Magnoliopsida; Lamiales; Acanthaceae
Product: DNA polymerase I B, chloroplastic/mitochondrial-like
Exons: 13
Coding region: 237-3317 (1026 amino acids)
Biological process (GO): DNA-templated DNA replication; double-strand break repair
Molecular function (GO): 3'-5' exonuclease activity; DNA-directed DNA polymerase activity; DNA binding
Source: RefSeq, a predicted model, not a curated record
AGCGGGACUUUUACGCUCUUUCCUCGCCCAAACCCGCAUUUCCCUCGUCUCGUUGUUUAAGCCUCUUGGCCGCCGCCGCCGCCGCCGCCGCCGUCGUCGCCGACUUAUGUAAAAGUCAGAACUCCUUAGCAUCAAUUACUGGUUAUUUUUUGUGAAGACUUAUCGAGACGGCAUAUUUUCGCAGUAGUAUUAUUGUUUACCGUAGUAGCGACAGGCUGGGGAGGGUUGCAGUGGCUAUGGUUAAAAUGGGGUUGUCUGCUCCGGCGAGCCAUCCCAGGCCUUCCCCUUUCUGCCCGACGUAUUUCUGGUUUUGCCGUCCGAACGGUCUGCUGUUGUCUCGUUCGCCGGGGAUUUUCUGCAGUUUAAAAGAUGCAGCAUCCGAGAAUGCAAAUGGAGCUCCAAGUGCUCAUGUUCUAGAGUCAAACCAGAGACGUGGGUACACGACAAUGAACCUGACUCGUCGUAAUAAGCCUUAUAAUAAUCAUAUUGAAAUUAAAGAUAAACCUGCUACCAUUGAUUGGCACAUAAUGAACCCUGGAAAUACCGAAGAAGAAUGGAACAAAGCUGCUAAGCCAAAUACUGCUUUAGAAGAAGAAAUUGCGCAACAGUAUGAAGGAAAAGGCCAGUGGAUCAGCAGCGAGGAAAAGGGAUGUAUUGAGAAUGCUGGCCAACUUGGGUUGCAUGGUUCCCUUAACCAAAUACCACAAGUUUCACAUGGAAAUCAAGUUGAUAGUAAGAAUAUAUUAGAUAGGCCGUUCCUGAAUGGUGCACGCCCAAAUGGGUUAGAAAAGACGCAUCAGGAUUCAAUAAAUAUAGAGGAUGAUGUCUUUCACCUCAAGGAAACUGGCUCCACUGAUAGAAAGUCUUUGCCAAGUGAGAGUGUUGGUAAAUCUAUCGGUGAGGAAAUAGUUGCUUCUGAAAAUGCUAAACUCCAGAAGAGGCUUAUUCAGGUCUAUGAUAAAGUUCUUGUGGUAGAUAACGUUGAUGCAGCUAGGCAAGUAGUUGGAAUGCUCACUGGUAGAUACAAAGAUCUCGUUCAUGCUUGUGAUACAGAGGUGGCAUUUAUUGAUGUUAAAGGAGAAACUCCUGUUGACCAUGGUGAACUUAUAUGUUUUAGUAUAUAUUCUGGUCCAGAGGCUGAUUUCGGUGACAAAAAGUCCUGUAUAUGGGUUGAUGUUCUUGAUGGAGACGGAAAAGAACUUCUCAAAGAAUUUGCACCAUUUUUUGAAGAUCCGUCAAUUAAAAAAGUAUGGCACAAUUACAGCUUUGAUAAUCAUGUCAUAGAGAACUAUGGACUUAAAGUUUCUGGUUUCUAUGCUGAUACAAUGCACAUGGCUCGAUUAUGGAAUUCCUCUCGGCAAACAGAAGGAGGGUACUCUCUGGAAGCACUCACUAGUGAUCCCAGAAUCAUGUUGGAUGCUGAGAAGGGUCCUGGUGAGAUGUUGAUCGGAAAGGUAUCUAUGAAAAAUAUUUUUGGGGUGAAAAAAAUAAAGAAAGAUGGAUCAGAGGGAAAGCUGAUCACUAUUCCUCCUGUUGAAGAUCUACAACGAUUAGAGAGGAAAUUGUGGGUUUCCUACUCUGCUUUAGAUUCGAUUAGCACAUUGAAGCUUUAUGAAAGUUUGGAGAAGAAAUUAAAGAAAACCCCUUGGAUUGUUGAGGGUGAAUGCAAAGGAUCAAUGCUUGACAACUACCAAAAGUAUUUAUGCCCAUUUGGUGAGCUUCUUGUGAAAAUGGAGACAGAGGGCAUGCUGGUCGAUCGUACAUACCUUGCUGAGAUUGAAAAAGUAGCUAAAGCUGAGCAACAGAUAGCAGCUGAUAGAUUUCGAAAGUGGGCAUCAAAGCAUUGUCCUGAUGCAAAAUACAUGAACAUAGGAAGUGAUACGCAGUUGCGGCAGCUAUUUUUUGGUGGCAUACAGAACAGGAAGAAUCCAAAUGAGCAUCUUCCAACAGAAAAGGAAUUCAGAGUCCCCAACGUAGAUAAUAUUAUUGAAGAAGGCAAGAAGAAGCCCACUAAAUUCUAUAAAAUCAAACUGCGUAAGAUUGUUGUUGAUGACAUUCAGGUUGAGAAGUUCACUCCGAGUGGUUGGCCAUCUGUCAGUGGAGAUGUAUUAAAGAGUCUUGCUGGGAAAGUUUCUGCUGACUUCGACUUCCUGGAUGAGAAAAACAAUGAAGAACUUACUGAAAACGCAUCUGAUGAUUUGUAUGUGAACGAUAAAGCACCUGCAAGUAUCAGCACUGAUACAUCAGCUUAUGGAGCAGCUUAUGGUGCGUUUGGAGGAGGACAAGCAGGAAUCGAGUCUUGUCAUGCCAUCGCUGCUUUGUAUGAACUUUGCUGCAUAGACUCUCUGAUAUCCAACUUUAUUCUCCCCUUGCAGGGUACUCAGAUUUCAGGCAAGAAUGGAAGAAUCCAUUGUUCGUUGAAUAUCAACACGGAAACUGGAAGAUUGUCUGCGAGAAGACCUAAUUUGCAGAACCAACCAGCACUGGAGAAAGAUCGUUAUAAGAUUCGCCAGGCCUUCAUAGCUGCAUCGGGAAACUCAUUAAUUGUUGCUGAUUAUGGGCAGUUAGAACUUAGGAUUCUUGCACAUCUAGCCAACUGCAAGAGCAUGUUGGAUGCUUUUAAAGCUGGCGGUGACUUCCAUUCUAGGACUGCUAUGAAUAUGUAUCCACACAUUCGUAAGGCUGUUGAGAAUAAAGAGGUCCUUCUCGAGUGGCAUCCUCAAUCAGAUGACGAUAAGCCUCCGGUCCCUCUGUUAAAGGAUGCUUUUGCUUCUGAACGAAGGAAAGCAAAGAUGCUUAACUUUUCUAUUGCAUAUGGAAAAACUACAGUGGGACUUGCUCGUGACUGGAAAGUUUCACGUGCGGAAGCUCAGGAGACGGUCGACCUCUGGUAUAGCGACAGAAAAGAAGUGUUGGCUUGGCAACUAGAAAGAAAAAAAGAAGCACAUACAUAUUCACGCGUACACACAUUGCUAGGACGUGCACGUCACUUCCCAUCUCUAAAGAAUGCGAGCUCUGCCCACAAAGCUCACAUCGAGCGCGCAGCUAUCAAUACCCCAGUUCAGGGAAGUGCAGCAGAUGUUGCCAUGUGUGCCAUGUUGGAGAUUUCCAAGAACGCACGGCUAAAGGAGCUAGGGUGGAGACUUAUACUACAGGUACACGAUGAAGUAAUCCUAGAAGGGCCAACAGAAUCGGGCGAGGAGGCCAAGUCUAUAGUGGUGAAUUGUAUGUCCAAUCCUUUCGAUGGGGAAAAUUUCCUCCGAGUUGGGUUAUCUGUUGAUGCCAAGUGCGCUCAAAACUGGUACUCUGCCAAGUAGACAAGGAAUGUUCGAGCGAGCAUUCUGUCACUUGAAGAGUAGUGAUUCUGUUACAUUCUAUUUUGUUUCGGCAUCUCACAUGGUGCGUUCAAGCAAAAGCGCCGUGCAAGAAAUCGAAAUUUUCUUCCAAAGUGAAUCUAACAGGUGAGAGUGAGAGUGAGUCAGUGAGUACGUUUUGCAGUGUGGUGUACAUAUAAGGUGAAUCCCUGAUGCCCAGAAAGAAUGGAAUUCUUGAUGUCAAAGUAGCAAUUUUCUUCUUUACUGAUUAUUCUCUAGUAACCUACUUCUGGGAUUCACUUAUUCCCAGUUUUCUUUGUAUUUAUUUGUGAGUUAUCUAUCAUUCUAUUCUAUUCUGUGUA